Molecule: messenger RNA, 411 nt
Organism: Gryllus bimaculatus (two-spotted cricket)
Lineage: Eukaryota; Metazoa; Arthropoda; Insecta; Orthoptera; Gryllidae
Source: the annotation of a GenBank genome assembly
AUGACGCCCUUCGGAGCGCCCGUGGUGCCGCUGGAGCACAUGACGACCGCGGGGCCGUCCAGGUCGGCGGAGGCGUCGGCCAGGAAGUCCGCCCCGCCGGCGGGCGCCGGUCGCAGGAAGGCCUCCCACUCGCCGGUGCCCCGCGCCACGGGCACCACGUCCGCCCCCGGGGCCAGCGCCGCCCGCACGCGCCCUUCCGCCCGCGGCGCGCACAGCACCACGCGCGGCGCCAGGAUGGCCAGCAGAAGGACAAUUAAACCUGCAGAGCAGCUUCAUUCUGGUGAUCUACUGUCCGAAUCUGUGAAUCGUACAUGUCUUGAAAUUGCGCCGGCGCGGUGGUGUCGCAGAGCGCCACUCACCAUGGGCAUGAUGCGCGGCACGGAGGCACGCGAGCUCUUCUCCGCCUGGUAG